AUGCAGAGGACUAGUCCUGAUCCUCUCGUCUCUGCUACCCUACUCGUGUGUGCACAUUGUAUUCACGAAGCAAUUGAAUUACUGUUAAGUUAUGACAAAGUUAAAGAAGCUUUAAUUCUGGCUCAUUUACGUUUAGAAUCAUCAUCAUCAUCAGAAGUUGUAAUAUACACAGAAAAGUGUAUAAAACGGUUAAUUGAUCAUCGUUCAAGUUCAGUUGAUGAAAAGUCAUUCAUUCUUUUCAAUUCUAUUGAAUAUUGGAAAUAA
Trichobilharzia szidati is the source of this 264-nucleotide messenger RNA. The record is from the annotation of a GenBank genome assembly. Lineage: Eukaryota; Metazoa; Platyhelminthes; Trematoda; Strigeidida; Schistosomatidae.